Molecule: messenger RNA, 576 nt
Organism: Megalops cyprinoides (Indo-Pacific tarpon)
Lineage: Eukaryota; Metazoa; Chordata; Actinopteri; Elopiformes; Megalopidae
Gene: nutf2
Product: nuclear transport factor 2
Exons: 6
Coding region: 57-506 (149 amino acids)
Biological process (GO): protein import into nucleus
Cellular component (GO): nuclear pore central transport channel
Source: RefSeq, a predicted model, not a curated record
CUGGGAAACAGGGGUAGCUGUACUAGGCGCUCGUGCCUGUUGCCGGCUGAAUCAGAAUGGGGGACAAGCCAAUUUGGGAGCAGAUAGGGUCCAGCUUUGUUCAGCAUUACUACCAGUUGUUUGACACAGACAGGACCCAACUCGGAGCAAUAUACAUCGAUGCGUCAUGCCUUACAUGGGAAGGACAGCAAUUCCAGGGAAAAGCAGCGAUUGUCGAGAAACUGUCUAGCCUUCCCUUCACAAAGAUUGCCCACAGCAUAACUGCACAGGACCACCAACCCACUCCCGACAGCUGUAUACUGAGUAUGGUAGUAGGACAACUAAAAGCGGAUGACGACCAGGUCCUCGGUUUCCACCAGACCUUCCUGUUGAAAAACUUCAGCAAUGCCUGGGCUGAUGAGGACCCCGUCAUGGGAUUCCAUCAGGUCUUCCUCCUAAAAAACAUCAACGAGGCCUGGGUGUGCACCAAUGACAUGUUCCGGCUGGCGCUACACAAUUUCGGCUAAAGGCACUAACGGGAGGUGGGAUUCAGGGCAAGAGGAGGAGGAUGGGGUCCCGCCCCCCCAACCCUCCCUG